AUGGAGCGGCCGGGGAGCAACGGCAGCUGCCCAGGCUGCCGGCUGGAGGGGGGCCCGGCGGCGGGAGCCGCCACCGGCCUGGCGGCCGUGCUUAUCUUCACCAUCGUGGUGGACGUGCUGGGCAACGCGCUGGUCAUCCUGUCUGUGCUGCGGAACAAGAAGCUCCGCAACGCCGGCAACAUCUUUGUUGUCAGCUUGUCCGUUGCAGACCUCGUGGUUGCAGUUUAUCCCUACCCCCUGAUCUUAAGUGCCAUCUUCCACAAUGGAUGGACCAUGGGAAACGUCCACUGCCAGAUAAGUGGGUUCCUGAUGGGCUUGAGUGUCAUCGGGUCCAUUUUCAACAUCACGGCGAUCGCCAUCAACCGCUACUGCUACAUCUGCCACAGCCUUCGGUACGACAAGCUCUUCAACCUGAAGAACACCUGCUGCUAUCUCUGCCUCACCUGGACGCUCACGGUGGUGGCAAUUGUGCCAAACUUCUUUGUUGGCUCCCUGCAGUAUGACCCGCGGAUUUACUCGUGCACCUUUGCCCAGACGGUGAGCACGUCGUACACCAUCACGGUGGUGGUGGUUCACUUCAUCGUCCCGCUCUCCGUCGUGACCUUCUGCUACCUGCGCAUCUGGAUCCUGGUGAUUCAAGUCAAACACCGCGUGAGACAAGACUGCAAGCAGAAACUCAGGGCGGCUGACAUCCGAAACUUCUUGACUAUGUUUGUGGUUUUUGUCCUUUUUGCUGUGUGCUGGGGACCAUUAAAUUUUAUUGGCCUUGCUGUUUCAAUUAAUCCUUCAAAAGUGCAGCCACACAUUCCGGAAUGGCUUUUUGUCCUGAGCUAUUUUAUGGCCUAUUUUAACAGCUGCCUCAAUGCUGUGAUCUAUGGACUUCUUAACCAGAAUUUUCGGAAGGAAUACAAAAGGAUAUUGCUGACACUGUGGACUCCCAGGCUGCUGUUCAUUGAUGUGUCCAAGGGUGGGACAGAAGGGGUGAAAAGCAAGCAUUCUCCAGCCAUAACAACCAACAACAACCACGCUGAAAUACACCUAUGAGUCAGGACUACUAUUUAUUCUGGAUUACAGUUGUAUAUAUAAUACAUAAGAGCCUUUCUAGCUGUGUGCAUUGCACAGCUGGCGUUGCCCUCAUGCAAGGAAGGAGUCUGCAACCUUUCAUGCUUGGCUUAUUGCUGUGACAUCAAGGCUUUGAAUAAGGAUUUCCAGAAGGGAAAUAACUGAUUUUUUUUUAAUAUGUCAUCUUUCACUGUGUGCCUAAUUAAUCGGUUUGGUUGCUUUUGCCACGAGCAUGCCAAUACCCGAAAAGGGAAGCGUUCAGAGUGCAUGGAGAAAUGCAGUUAUGCUUGAAAUGCAACCUUCGAGAGGCAGAAAAAUUGCCAUUUAUUACACACAAACCUUUCUCCCCUCCCUCUGAAUUCUAUUUUUCUAGCAUUAACUUAACCUGAACUGUAUCAAACAAAGUGUAAACUGCAUGGCUUUUUACAUUAUAGAUAAGUAACUGUAUUAGCCAGCAGGUGUAUGUAUGGGCAUGGUGUGUGUUUUCCUUUUUCUUUUCUCUUAAGGUUUAGGAGCUAGCCUGGGCUAGAUGUGAGGCAGGCAGAAGCCAGACCAGUGUGUGUCUGAUGCACUCAUUUUAAUUGAGUAUCUACAGACAUUAAGUACCCCUGCACUCUCCUUCCCAGGCCAUGAGUAAGUUUAUGACAUAUGACAUAAUCUAAUUGCAGUAAGAUACUUGGAGCCUGAUUCUAAUUUAGGCAGUAUCUUAUCAUGGCCAGCAGUCAUUCCAAACAUCUUUCAAUAGUCACUGCUACAUGAACAUCACAGUAAAAAAGAUGAACAUAGCACGGUCCCAUCUGUGUAACACAGAUUGCGACUUUUAAGUUCCAGUAACAUUUACACUUGCAGACAAAGGCAGAAGGGGAAGGCAGUGUUGUUACAAAAAUCCUUUUUUUUGCACAUCACAGAACAUGAAUUUGCUGAUGGGAGAAAAAGUGGAGGUUGUUUUCCCAUUUUAUUCACGUACAGAGCUGUAAUUAACUCACAGAGUGGGGAGACGAAAGCUGCUUAAGCAUAAUUAUGCAUCAGUUCUGUUUAAGCCUGGACUGUGCUAUCUGUAUCACUGGAAACCAUGUCAUGAAGUUCUGGGGAAGCCAGUAUCACAUUAGACAUAAGCACAUGGGCAAAGAUAAGGCUGUUUUUUAAUGGACUAUGAAAGGGGUGUGUGUGUGUGAUGGCAGCUGUCUAUAGGUAGGACUUCUUUGUUUCCUUAGCUUCAUUGUGAAUUCAUCUCUUUAUGGCUUUAAAUGUGGAUCCUGCUUUGAAACAAUCCCAUAAAAUGACCAGGUAAGACUCCCCUGGUGCAACUGUACCUUCAGGUGAGCAGCCCUGCCUUGAAGCUGGUGUGCUGAGGGGCACAGCAGGGAGAGGGGCAGCUCUGAGCCCUGGGGGUCUAACGAGGACAGCAGGCAGUCCUGCCCCUGCUCCAGGACUGCACUCUUCUCUCUUUGGUUCUAGUCAGGACUAGUUCCCAGCACUGAGCCUGAAAGACUGAGACCAGACUUCGCAGGCUCCUGGAGAUGUAUGCAGGAUUUCCCCAAAGCCUGAGCAGGCAGUGUGCCUAAUCCUUAGUGAAAAUAAUAAGCCAUUUGUGCACUGCUUUCUGAAACCAACUUGCUGCUGAAUGUCCCUUCUGCUGAUUUUUUUUGGGGAAGAGGAAUUGAGAGAAAUUAAGGCUCUUUCUGAAGUGGGCCAAGGAACUUUGCAUGCUGCGUUGCCUCCAUGAGGACCGAGUGUCUCUGCUGCCAUGUGGUGAAGGUCACUGCAGUAACAGGGGGGCCCUGCAUUAAUAGGGUGCCCUGGCACUUAGGAAGUUUCAAACUUGAACAUCUCCGCCACUUCAGAUGAAUGUUGUUUUAAAAUGCACUGCAGCCAGCCUCCCAUAAUAGGAAUCAAACUGAGUUCUGUUUUGGCCUCUUAAUCUGUCUCAGCAUGGCCAAAUAAAGGUAUUUUGACCCUCAGAAAUAACUGUUGUCUGUUCGCCUUCCAGAAAAACCACCCUGGAUGAAUUCACACCAUUCCAUGCAAGCAAAAUCAUUUUGAAUUAAACUUGGAUAAGAAAAGCACUGAGGGCACAUAGCUGCAGGGAGUGUUUGUCCCAUCACGCCUGGGAGAUGUCCCGUGUUCCAUGACUUGCCUUCAAAGUCAUUUGCAAUUAGCCACAACAGUGUUAGUUAGAAUCACAUUAGCAAAUUAUUUGAAGCAUCUAGUGCCAAGUGAAAUAUUCUGCUUUAAGACAAUUGUGAAGAAUCUUGUGCAAGUUUGCCAAAUAUCUCAAAUAUCCCAAAGCUGGGGUUUCAUUUUAGGAUUCUUGUCUUUUUAACUGAAUGUUCAGUGGAGGAAAUGUGGGGGGGGUUUAUUAUUAUUUUAUUCCUUAAGCUUGUAUUUGCACUAUUUCCUAUUCAGGCUCCAAAGUUAACAGCCAGCAAGUAUUUGAACCAAACCAAGUCCAAAGAGGUCCUGAACAGGCAAGCUGUGAGAGUCCCUUCUCCAGCUGGCAGGAAUGGGAGCAGCAGGAGCACGAUAGGGCAUCUCCCCAGGACUCACAGAGUCACCACUCAACCAAACUAUGCAAAAUGAUCUGCUCCUGUUGUGCCACAGGCUCUGAGCCCAGCUGCUGCCCAGAUCUCUGCCAGGUGAGGUACCAGGGGCCAGGUGAGGUACCUGCAGUGCUGGGGUGGCUCUGGCACAGCCUGCUCAGAAGGCUCUGGCUGUCCCAGGGAGGUGCCAGGGCUGGGCUGGUUCAGCCACCGUGGCUGGAGGCUUGAGCUCAGUCUGCUGGAGCUGAGGUUUGCCAUAUGAACCAUGGGAAGCAGGGAAUGUAGCCUCAAAGAGGAAACACUGUGCAGUUUGUUAGCACUUUGAGAGAGGCAGCGCUUAGGAUAGCAUGGAGUUUUAUAUUGACUUAUUAAACUACCCAAGCAGCUCCUUAUUUUUAUGUUAGGAAAUGGUUAACAGGGUACAGAGAGUUUAUUUUUGUUAGCAUUUGUUUACAGAAAAAGGGAAGUGUGUAUUAGCUGAGAAUUCUGAGCAGUGUCACAGUUUCCCUAUGGGAAUCUAGCUUUAGUCCAAAUUUGAGAUUUCAGUGAGAUCCUACAAUUUUAAUUGCAUUCUGCCAGUUCCACCUGUUGCAUAUCUGGCCUUAAGUCUCAUUGAGAUUUCAUAAACUAGUUUCAAAUCACUUGCUCUGGGUUUGAUAUGGUGUGUUGAAUAUCUAUUCUAGUCUCAAGCUCUAAAAUUGUUGUGGUGGAAACUUCUGGAGAGGAAGUAUUGCUGUGAAGAAAGAUUAAUCUCUUGCCACAAAGAAAUAUUUUUGGAUGUUGCUAAUGAAUGUUGUUUCAUCAAUUUAAGAAGAAUGUAACCAAUAUAUUUAUAUAUAAAUGUAUAUUGUAUAUACUGUUUCCACUUUAAUGUUUAAUUGAGAAUCCUUCAAUAUACUUUCCUCUUGCCAUUUUUGUUCAUAAAAUAGAUUAAUUCCCUUUACCUGUUAAAAGUGUAAUAAAUCUGCCAUUGGACUAUUUACUGAUUUUUUUUUCUCCAGUAGCAGUUACUUUUUAAUAAAUAUUUGGAACAUCA
Zonotrichia albicollis (white-throated sparrow) is the source of this 4638-nucleotide messenger RNA. It is a transcript of the gene GPR50, whose product is annotated as G protein-coupled receptor 50. NCBI's taxonomy places the organism in Eukaryota, Metazoa, Chordata, Aves, Passeriformes, Passerellidae. The record is from RefSeq and is a predicted model, not a curated record. Gene Ontology annotation, cellular component: plasma membrane. Gene Ontology annotation, biological process: G protein-coupled receptor signaling pathway. Gene Ontology annotation, molecular function: melatonin receptor activity.